Messenger RNA from Tupaia belangeri chinensis (Chinese tree shrew), 6400 nucleotides. RefSeq names its product jumonji and AT-rich interaction domain containing 2 (gene JARID2). The record is from RefSeq and is a predicted model, not a curated record. The transcript is spliced from 20 exons. Gene Ontology annotation, biological process: regulation of gene expression; chromatin remodeling. Bases 566 to 4564 code for a protein of 1332 amino acids. Gene Ontology annotation, molecular function: DNA binding. Gene Ontology annotation, cellular component: nucleus; chromatin. Lineage: Eukaryota; Metazoa; Chordata; Mammalia; Scandentia; Tupaiidae.
CUCUCAUUGGCUGCGGGGCUUGGAAAAAAGACUCGGCGAGCCCUCGCUGUGGUGCUGCCGCCGCCGCCACCGCCGCCGCUGGAGUUGACUCUUCUGCUCGCACUGCCGCUGCAGCACGAACGUGACUUCCAACAUUUUUUAUUUAUCUUUCCCUUUUCUUUUCCAAGAUGUAACUACAGAUCAGACACUAAGGACCUUCACGUUUCGCUGAUGUAGUUUUUGGAGGAAAAAGGGGGGAAGCGAAGGGCGUCGGUUUUUUUUUUGUGUGGUGUGUGUGUAUGUGUUUCGGGGGAAAUUUUCCAUUAUGAGUGUUUUACUAAAGUGAAUUUUUUGUUUUUGUUUUUGUUUGCUUCGUUCGUCUUUGGCUCUUUUUUUUUUUUCCUUCCCAAUUUUGGAUUUAUUUCAAGGCGAAUCUGGCUUUGGGGACGACGAGAAAAAGUCGGAUUACAAGAUUCACCACCACCACCAACAAUAAAAACCACCAGGAUAUUUUUUUGCAAAUUUCUGACGGCUUUAAAUUCAUGAAGCAAUUGUCCCCUUUUGCAAUCAGCAUUUGGAUCUCAGAAUGAGCAAGGAAAGACCCAAGAGGAAUAUCAUUCAGAAGAAAUACGAUGACAGUGAUGGGAUUCCAUGGUCAGAAGAAAGGGUGGUACGUAAAGUCCUCUAUCUGUCUCUGAAGGAGUUCAAGAAUGCCCAGAAGCGGCAGCACGGGGAAGGCAUUGCUGGGAGCCUCAAGGCAGUGAACGGGCUCCUUGGUAAUGACCAGUCUAAGGGAUUAGGACCAGCGUCAGAACAGUCAGAGAAUGAGAAGGACGAUGCAUCCCAAGUGUCCUCUACUAGCAACGAUGUUAGUUCUUCAGAUUUUGAAGAAGGGCCGUCGAGGAAAAGGCCCAGGCUGCAAGCACAAAGGAAGUUUGCUCAGUCUCAGCCGAAUAGUCCCAGCACAACUCCAGUAAAGAUAGUGGAGCCUCUGCUACCCCCUCCAGCUACUCAAAUUUCUGACCUCUCUAAACGGAAGCCUAAGACAGAAGAUUUUCUUACCUUUCUCUGCCUUCGAGGUUCUCCUGCGCUGCCCAACAGCAUGGUGUAUUUUGGAAGCUCUCAGGACGAGGAGGACGUUGAGGAGGAAGAUGACGAAACAGAAGACGUCAAAACAGCCACCAACAAUGCUUCAUCUUCAUGCCAGUCCACCCCCAGGAAAGGAAAAUCCCACAAGCACGUCCACAACGGGCAUGUUUUCAACGGUUCCAGCAGGUCCACACGGGAGAAAGAGCCUGUUCCAAAACACAAAAGCAAAGAGGCCACUCCCGCGAAGGAGAAGCACAGCGAGCCCCGGGCUGACGGCCGAAGGGAGCAGGCCUCCACGACGCCCCCCGCAGCGGCCCCCUCCACUGGCCCCCCGGCCAAGGGGCCCGCCGCCCACCACCACCACCCCCCUCUGCAUCGGCCGGCUCAGGACUUACGGAAACAGGUCUCUAAGGUCAACGGAGUCACUCGCAUGUCAUCUCUGGGUGCAGGUGCAGCCAGUGCCAAAAAGAUGCGCGAAGUCCGACCUUCACCCUCCAAAACUGUGAAGUACACUGCCACAGUGACGAAGGGGACUGUCACGUACACCAAAGCCAAGAGAGAACUGGUCAAGGAAACCAAACCCAAUCACCACAAGCCCAGUUCAGCUGUCAACCACACAAUCUCAGGGAAAACUGAAAGUAGCAAUGCAAAAACCCGCAAGCAGGUGCUAUCCCUCGGGGGGGCGUCCCGGUCCACCGCGCCCGCCGUCAAUGGCCUCAAGGUCAGUGGGAGGUUGAACCCAAAGUCAUGCACUAAGGAGGUGGGGGGGCGGCAGCUGCGGGAGGGGCUGCGGAAUUCCAAGAGGAGACUGGAAGAGGCCCAGCAGGCGGAGAAGCCGCAGUCGCCCCCUAAGAAAAUGAAAGGGGCGGCCGGCCCCGCCGAAGCCCCCGGCAGGAAGGCCCCGGCCGAGAAACCGCUGCUCAACGGACACGUGAAGAAGGAAGUGCCCGAGCGCAGCGUGGAAAGGACCCGGCCGAAGCGGGCCACGGCCGGGAAGAACACGCCAGGCAGACAAGCACACGGCAAGCCGGACAGCGUCCCCUGUGAAAAUCGUUCUACCUCGCACCCGGAGCCCUCGCACAAGCCGCACGACUCGGCGGCCAAGGCCGAGAAGGGGGGCGGCAGGUCCGGGUGGGCGGCCAUGGACGAGAUCCCCGUGCUCAGGCCCUCCGCCAAGGAGUUCCACGACCCGCUCAUCUACAUCGAGUCGGUGCGCGCUCAGGUGGAGAAGUACGGGAUGUGCAGGGUGAUCCCCCCUCCGGACUGGCGGCCCGAGUGCAAGCUCAACGAGGAGAUGCGCUUCGUCACGCAGAUCCAGCACAUCCACAAGCUGGGCCGGCGCUGGGGCCCCAACGUGCAGCGGCUGGCCUGCAUCAAGAAGCACCUCAGAUCUCAGGGCAUCACCAUGGACGAGCUCCCGCUCAUAGGAGGCUGUGAGCUCGACCUGGCUUGCUUUUUCCGGCUGAUCAACGAGAUGGGCGGCAUGCAGCAAGUGACUGACCUCAAAAAAUGGAACAAACUCGCGGACAUGCUGCGCAUCCCCAAAACUGCCCAGGACCGCCUGGCCAAGCUGCAGGAGGCCUACUGCCAGUACCUGCUCUCCUACGACUCCCUGUCCCCCGAGGAGCACCGGCGGCUGGAGAGGGAGGUGCUGAUGGAGAAGGAGAGCCUGGAGAAGCGGAAGGGGCCGCUGGAGGGCCACGCCGAGAACGACCACCACAAGUUCCACCCCCUGCCCCGCUUCGAGCCCAAGAACGGGCUCAUCCACGGCGUGGCCCCCCGGAACGGCUUCCCCAGCAAACUCAAGGAGGUGGGCCAGGCCCAGCUCAAGACGGGCCGGCGGCGACUCUUCGCUCAGGAAAAGGAAGUGGUCAAGGAGGAGGAGGAGGAGGACAAGGGCGUCCUCAACGACUUCCACAAGUGCAUCUAUAAGGGAAGGUCUGUUUCUCUAACAACGUUCUAUCGGACAGCAAGAAACAUCAUGAACAUGUGUUUCAGCAAGGAGCCUGCGCCCGCCGAGAUCGAGCAAGAGUACUGGAGGUUGGUGGAGGAGAAGGACUGCCACGUGGCCGUGCACUGUGGCAAGGUGGACACCAACACUCACGGCAGCGGGUUCCCAGUGGGGAAGUCGGAGCCCUUUUCAAGGCAUGGAUGGAACCUCACCGUCCUCCCCAAUAACACAGGGUCCAUCCUGCGUCACCUCGGUGCUGUGCCUGGAGUGACUAUUCCUUGGCUAAACAUUGGCAUGGUUUUUUCUACCUCAUGCUGGUCUCGAGACCAAAACCACCUUCCCUACAUCGACUACUUACACACUGGUGCUGACUGCAUUUGGCCCUUCCUGGCUGCUCUGCCUGCAGAACUGGGGGUGCCACAGAUCCUCUGGGAACGCCCCCACCCCAUCAGCCCAGACAGUGGGGAGGUCAGUGCACCUUGCUGCACUCAGAGGAAGCCCAUGGAGUCCGAGUGGUGCCAGGGUGGGUGGGACAGGGCUCGGUGGGCUGCAGGAGAGGGCAUGCCUCAGUGUGCCCUGUGUCUCCAGAUCUCCCCGGAGGUGCUGUGCAGGGAGGGGAUCCAGGUGCACAGGGCCGUGCAGCAGAGCGGCCAGUUCGUCGUCUGCUUCCCGGGCUCCUUCGUGUCCAAAGUGUGCUGCGGCUACAGCGUCUCGGAGACGGUGCACUUCGCCACCACCCAGUGGACCAGCACGGGCUUCGCCACCGCCAAGGAGGUAAAGCGUCGCCACAUAGCCAAGCCGUUCUCCAUGGAGAAGCUGCUCUACCAGAUCGCUCAGGCCGAGGCCAAGAAGGAGAACGGCCCGACGCUCAGCACCAUCUCGGCCCUUCUGGAUGAGCUCAGGGACACGGAGCUGCGGCAGCGCAGCCCCGUGUCUGCAGGCGACAUGCCCGUCAAGAAGUGCCGUUCCCCCGUCCAGCCAGUCCUCUCCUCUGCUCAGAUACCACAGAACACCACGGCGCCCCCCCAGCUCAGCGACACCUGCACGGAGUUCGCGAGCCUCCUGGGGAAGCAUCGCAUGUAUUGUCUUCCCAGCCCAAAGGAGAUAGUGUCCCUGGGAAACCUGCGCCAUUCGAGGCCACCCUCAGUCAGCUCUCCACUGUCCUCGAAGACCGUGUGGUUUCUUUACCAUGGGUGGGGACGGCACGCCUGCCCGGGGAGGUCCCCACACGCCGUGACCCCCGCUGCCCCACAGGUGGUGCAGGAGCAUGAGAACGUCGUCUUCUGCCUGGAGUGCGCCCUGCGCCACGUGGAGAAGCAGAAGUCCUGCCGCGGCCUGAAGCUCAUGUACCGCUACGACGAGGAGCAGAUCAUCACCCUGGUCAACCAGAUCUGUGGCAAAGUCUCGGGUAAGAACGGCAGCGUGGAGAACUGUCUCAGUAAGCCUGCACCAAAAAGGGGGCCCCGCAAGAGAGCCACUGUGGACGUGCAGCCUUCCCGACUUUCACCCUCCAGUUCAUCCCGAAGUGCUUCGAGCGCAUCGUGAAGAUGCCCACCCCGUGGUCAAUUUAUAUAUAUUUUUUUGUAAUUAUUAUAUUCUAGUUUGGAGUACUUGCUGUAGGAUACAAGCUGUCUUUUGCACUAGCUCUAAAGAAGAUUUUCUUCUGGUUUUAGAGAACUAAUUUUGUUUUAGCAUUAAACUGUUGAACUUUUUUUUGUACUUAGAAUACCUAGAUACUGCAGUGAGAUUUUGGAAACUGCCGUAUAUUCACUGUUUUAAAACCCCGAGGGGCCGUAUUAAUUGAUAUCGCCCCCCUCCCCCCCACGGCUGAUGAAAGCCUUUUUUUUGUUUGUUUUGAUUUUUUUGUUGUUUUCCUUGUUUUUGUUUUUUGUUUUUGUUUUUUGUUUUGUAACUGUUGGGGAAAAAAAAAAGGCUUUUUAACCCAUUUUUGAAGAGGGUGAAGUUUGGAGAACAAAUUUUAAAACCAUUAGUCACGUGAGCAGAUUUUUCUAGAUCGGAAAAGGGAUAGGAGACAUACAACACACACCCACACACACACCCACACACACCGAAAAAAAAAACUUGAAAGAAAUGGCUUUACUUUGGCUGUCUUUUCUUCUGUCAUGUGCAAGAUGAGUUUGUGAUUUUGAAAACCGGAGAAGCCCCGUGUUGUUGUUUUGGGGCGGUCACGGCAGGGGGAGGGGGGGGCGUUGUUUCCUGAGCACGGCCACGCGAGGGGGUCGCCGAGGUUCUCUUUACCAGCACACACCACUAUGCAUCUGUCUGAGGGGAGCGCGAGAAGAAGAAAAAGACCGCCUGCCUUGGAGGGGUCGCGUGGGGAGACCUGUGCCUGAUUUCAUUAGGAAAUCCAUUCUGUUAUUUUUGGUGCUGUUGGCUACUUUAUCAAAAACCCUUCAAAAUCAUCCUUAAAAAAAAAAAAAAAAAAAAGAAAAGAAAAAAAAAAAGAAGUGAUUGAAGCCGCAAGUGCUUCUUGGUCAUCGACGUGCAAUUUCCUGACAUUCCACCCUCAUCUCGCCGCUUGUCCGACACCGUCGCAGGUCAGCAUUAAGCUCCGUUGGGACGUUGUGUGUGAUCGCAGCUAUCGAGCCACUAGGUGCGGUUCUCUUUGAAUGUGAAAAUGCAUUUGCGCUCAUUGUGUCUAUUUUUUCUCUUCAUGUUGUAACAAACAACAACAACAACAAAAAAAAACAAAAAAAAAAGAAAAAAAAAAAAGAACCCCACCCGUUUUGUACAUACGCCUGUAAAUUGUUUGAAAUACUUGAGCCUUUUUCUCGGUGGGGGUGGGGCGGGGGGAGAAGACGAGAUGAAGAAAAGCCUUACGUUCCCGUUUCUUCAUCGGCUGGGGUGGGGGGUUACAGGGUUUCUCUUGUAACAUGUCUAAGUGCUGCUUACAUCGCCGAACGACGACGUCGCCAUGCCCUUCUCCGGUUGUGUGUACAGUAUGUGUGGAAUCAAAAGGGAAACUGUCUUCGCUAGCUGUUCUCUGUUUCUAAUUGGACUCAGCCACCCGUAGCCUCCCGUGUUGCACUGAGCUCGCAGUGGGGACUGCCCGGCGCGGCCCGGGAUCCACUUUGUCGGUGGCGGUCGCAGAAGACGGAACUGUUCCGGAGUAUUUAACGAUGACGUAAGCCGAGUCGAGUGUUUCCAAUGUGGUUGUCCGGUUUUGAUGGCCUUGCUGUGUACGUUCCCUCUUUUUUGACAGUGAACUUCCGCCUAUGGCUUACAGUUUGACGUUUAAUUUAUUAGCGCUGCUCUGCACCCCCCUUGGGAGGGAAGACUUCAUGUGGUUUAUUGCCAGUUUUUUGUUUACUUUUCAGGUUUGUACUACAAGGUUUAAUAAUAAAAACGACGUUUUUUGGA